AUGAUGGAGUUGACUACUGCGGGUGACGAGAACGAGGCGAAUGAGACGGUGGUAGACGUACUACCGGGUGACGAUGGACACCGGAAGGGCGUGCAGUACAGUGGGCUGGGGUGGGUUUCAAGGCGGCGUGUGGUGUCUUGCGGUGGUGAAUCUAGUGCUGUGUGGAUCUGGAGUUGUGACCGAGGAGAGGGCAUCGCGCGUGGGACCUUGGAGGUGGUCGACGGCGGAUUCAUGCGGACAGUGGUUGUUGUGGAGAGAACUCCGUAGAGGAUCAAUGAUAACAAGAAGAAGUGCGCAUUUUAGCGCUUUAGUUGAGGUUUUUAUAAUAGGAUGAGAGUCCGAUUACUUUGCGGUGGCGUACAGCUGUGUUGGUUCGACGAAUAGCUUAGACGAACUGGGGCAAGAUCGUGCACCAAGCACAGUCGCUCACGCUCCGCUUGCAAGCAGGCGUUACGAAAACCUGCCAAUAACAUGUCAGAUAUCUGAUGAGAGCUUA
Messenger RNA from Phytophthora infestans T30-4, 496 nucleotides. RefSeq lists its product as uncharacterized. The record is from RefSeq and is a predicted model, not a curated record. Lineage: Eukaryota; Oomycota; Peronosporomycetes; Peronosporales; Peronosporaceae. The transcript has a single exon. Bases 1 to 267 code for a protein of 88 amino acids.